Messenger RNA from Zasmidium cellare ATCC 36951, 372 nucleotides. RefSeq lists its product as uncharacterized. NCBI's taxonomy places the organism in Eukaryota, Fungi, Ascomycota, Dothideomycetes, Mycosphaerellales, Mycosphaerellaceae. The coding region runs from base 1 to 372 and encodes 123 amino acids. The transcript is spliced from 2 exons. The record is from RefSeq and is a predicted model, not a curated record.
AUGGCUUCCUCAUCAAGCGACCAAACGCCAAUCUCACCCAUCAAGUUCACCAGGCCAGAACUCACCAUCUCAGCAGCCGCCAUCAACAAUGAACCCAUCGAGCUGGACGGCACAUCGAUUUCACCUGAUGAGCUACGUUUGGCGAGGCGCGGCUCGAAAGCUGAUGCACUCGCAGCGCUGGAGGCUGAGAAGGGUCUCAGUCGUGCUGAGCGGGAGCGGAGAGCCAAGCUUAUUCUGGAGAGGAAGUCGAACCCUGCUGUUCUUGUGGAUAUUCCUCAGGCUCCUGCUCCGGAUGAAUUGGAGCAAGCGGGAGCAGCUCAAGAUGAGGAUGGUGCUGGUACUGGCACUUUAAAGAAAGCCGGCAAGGCCUAG